This is a messenger RNA of Phytophthora infestans T30-4, 2292 nucleotides long. RefSeq names its product DEAD/DEAH box RNA helicase, putative. The record is from RefSeq and is a predicted model, not a curated record. Bases 1 to 2292 code for a protein of 763 amino acids. Gene Ontology annotation, molecular function: nucleic acid binding; ATP binding; RNA helicase activity. NCBI's taxonomy places the organism in Eukaryota, Oomycota, Peronosporomycetes, Peronosporales, Peronosporaceae. The transcript is spliced from 2 exons. Gene Ontology annotation, cellular component: nucleolus.
AUGAGCGGACUGUCGGUGGUGCCCUACACUCUAGCGCCGGCGACGGGAGCAGGGUCGAAGCCGUCCAAGAAGCGGAAGAAACGCUCGAACUCAGGCGCUAACAGUGCAGAUGUGGAUGCGAGCUCGUCGAUGACCAACGCCGGCUGGGAAAAGGUGGACAUCCAGGAUAUGCAGCUUGAGGGGUUCCAGGACGGAUGCGCCUUCGAGCUGGAAGAACUCACCGACUACCGCGUAGAGAAUACGGAAGACGGUGGUAAGAUGCUGAAUCGCGGUGGCAAGGCUAAGAAGGAGCAGGAGCUGGUUGAGAUUGUGGCGUUGAAAGACGUGAACCUCCCUAAGUGGAACAAAUUCAAGCUGCAUCCUCUGCUUAUGCAGUCACUGCAGACAUGCGGCUUCAGUGCUCCGACACGCAUUCAGGAACGCACGUUGCUACCAGCGCUUGUUGACAACCGAGAUGUUGUAGGUGCCGCACCGACAGGGUCCGGUAAGACGUUGGCCUUUGGACUUCCCAUCUUGAGCCAAUUGCUGCAUGAACGCGAGCAACCAGGGUACAUUAAGGACUGCAAGGCGCUGAUUUUGACUCCAACACGCGAACUGGCUAUCCAGAUCCAGCAACAUCUUGAAAAAAUGGUCCGUAAUCGCGAGAUCGGCGUGGUGACGUUGGUGGGUGGUAUGGCUGUGCAGAAGCAGAAGAGAAUUCUCACUUACAGACCUGAGAUCGUCAUCGGUACACCUGGUCGUCUUUGGGAUAUCAUUGAGACCAACCACGAACACAUGCAGGAUCUGGCAACGUCGCUACGCUUCCUGGUGGUGGAUGAGGCCGAUCGUAUGCUGCAGCCAGGAUCGUAUUCGGAAUUGGAGAAGAUCUUUGAGGUGUUGCGUCGCAAGAACAAAUCUGCAGCUUCUGAACUGACGAAUCUUUCAGACAGUGAAGAAGAGGAAAGCGAUGAAGCAGACAACGAGGAUAGUGACGAAGAUGAUGGCGAGGAUAUCGAUAUGUCGAAGUUUGCAAGUGGAUCGAAGGUCAUGAUGCUUGAUGAUGUACUCAAGAUGCAACGUAAGCAGCAACAGAAGUCUGCGACUGCCAAGGAGACUGACAAGUCCGUGAAGACGAAGGUCGAGGUAGCUGCUUCGCGUCAUGUGCGCCAGACGUUUCUGUUCUCCGCUACGCUGACGAUUCCAGAAGGUGGUCGCUUCCAGAAGACUAAAACCAAGAAGUACCGUAACGCGUUGAGUGUUCUGGAGCGAGUCAUGAAGCGUGUGGGUCUACGUGGCAAGCCUGCAGUUGUGGACCUUAGUAUCGCAGAGUCUGACAUCGGUAUCCCGGGAGCAAAGCCACUAAUGUCGGAAGAAGCGGAGCGUAAACUGAAGAAACAACAGCAGAAUGUGGCCUUGUCUCUGCCUGCGGGUCUCGAGCUCUGUCAGCACGAAGUGACGGAGUCUACACGCGACAGUUUCCUGUACUUCUUCCUCACACAGUAUCCGGGUCGUACCAUCAUUUUCUUGAACGCUAUCCAUCAAGUUCGCAAGCUUUCGGGUCUGCUGACUCUAUUGAACCUCCCCGUGUUUGCUCUACACGCCGAGAUGCAGCAACGUCAACGUUUGAAGAAGUUGGAUGGCUUCCGUUCACACUCGAAGGGGAUUCUGGUGGCGACUGACGUUGCAGCACGUGGUCUGGAUAUCCCUAGCGUGGACUACGUCGUGCACUACCAUAUUGCUCGUUCUACCGAGGUGUUCGUGCAUCGAAGUGGUCGUACGGCUCGUGCGAACAAAGAUGGGCUGAGUAUCUCGCUGGUGUCGCCUACUGAUGCCAAGUACCACACACAGAUCUGUAAGAUGUUGCAACGACCUACUGGACUGUCGGACUUCCCGUUCGAUCAUCGGUAUCUGGAAGCAAUUGACGAGCGUUUGCGUCUUGCCAAGAGCAUCAACGAGCAGGAGAACGCGGCGGGUAAACUCAAGUCGGAGGCGACGUGGUUCCAGCAAAUGGCUGCCGCUGCAGACUUGGACUUGGACGAGGAUUUGUUGUUCGAGUUGGGAGCCAAGCAGCGAAAUCAGGACGGCAAGAAGAAGAAGACAGCCAAUCAGUCGGUGCAGUCGCUACGUGCUCAGCUGAGUCGUCUGCUUGCUGCUCCUCUGCGUCCUGUGGGCUCGGCUCGUAAGUUCCGACAGCUACACAAGGAACUAGGAUCUCAGAUCACUGGAGACGGCGAGUACCGUGCUCGUGAUGCUAACGAAGACCUGGCAUCGAAGGGGAAGAAGUCGUACAAGCGCUUCCGCCGAAGGAAAUAG